AUGACUAAAAUCUCAGCAGCAGAUAGUGAUUGGAGCAUUCACGUCCAGGAAAAGCGCCAGCAACUGGAACUCCAAAUUCCCGCCGAAUGGCGACUAAGCGAGGCAUUUCUUUCUUCAUUGCCAAAGAAUGGGCAUUUACUUGAAGCAGACAUCUCUCGACGCACGGGUAUUUUUUCAGAACAAGAGCUACAGAUCACAGAGAAUUAUUCCGCUGUGCAACUCUUGCAGAAGCUCGCUAGAGGCGAGUUCAGUUCACUGGCAACGUCAUGCCUCACCGAACACUUCUUUGCUCGAGCUCUCGAGCGCGCUCAGUAUCUGGAUGAGUAUCGGAAGCGGGAAGGAAAAGUGAUGGGACCAUUGCAUGGGCUUCCAAUCAGUCUCAAGGAUAGUUUCUGCGUCGAGGGGGUUCAAACAACAAUAGGAUAUGUCUCUUUCCUUGGAAAUCCCCCGGCAGCCUCCAACGCCGCGUUGGUCGAUGUAUUGCUGGAUUUGGGAGCCGUGCUAUAUGUGAAGACCAAUAUUCCCCAGACCAUGAUGACUGCAGACUCGGAGAAUAACAUCUACAAUCGUACAUUGAACCCUCACAAUACGAACCUGACUGCCGGAGGUUCCACCGGUGGUGAAGGAGCUCUGGUUGCAUUUCGGGGCUCGAUUCUCGGGGUAGGUACUGACAUCGCCGGCUCCAUCCGCAUCCCAUCUCUCUGCUGCGGUGUGUAUGGCUUCAAACCAACCAGCAAUCGUAUCCCGUUUAGUGGACAAACGUCCGGAAGAAUGGAAGGAGUACCUGGUCUGACGCCAUCGGCGGGACCAUUGGCCCAGUCUCUUGAGGAUAUUGAGAUCUUCAUGACUACUGUUUUGAACUCGGAGCCCUGGCGCUACGACGUGACCGCCACUGCCACGUCGUGGAACAGACCCCAGACAGCAGGACGCUCGUUGCUAACCAUUGGAAUUCUUCCGGAGGAUCCUCAAUUCCCCCUUCAUCCCCCCGUCCGCCGUGCCUUGAAGUCUGCUAUUGCCGCCUUGUCCAAGAAAGGCCACCGAAUUCUGCAACUGGAGAGCGAUGCCUCACGGAACGUCGCUUAUGCCAGCCGUCUAGCCUUCCAAUACUUCACCUACGGACCGCAUAUCGACCAUAUCUCGCCAAGUGGCGAGCCACAGGUAGCAUCGCUCGCAAAGUCCUCCAGCCCCAUGUUCACCGGUACAUUCCCUGUGGAUCAGAAACUCGGAGUGUUUGAGAAGAUACAUGCAUUGCAUAUCGCGAGGAAGACAUACGCCGAUGCCUGGCGCAGAACUUGGGUUCAAAGCAAUCUCGAUAUUAUACUGGCACCAGGGGCGCAGAAUACUGCCGUGCCUCACGAUACGUACGGAUGGCCUCCAUAUACAGUGAUCUGGAAUCUUCUCGACUACCCCGCCUGUAUCAUACCCUAUGGUCGGGCUUCCAAGGAGCUUGACCCGGAGCCUAUGCUUGUGACCGACGGGGUGCAACCGAGUUAUGAACCGGAACUGGUUGAUGGAGCCCCUUGCGCCCUUCAAGUCAUUGCGCCUCGAUACAAGGAUGAGGAAUGUCUUCUUGCAGCAAAGGUAAUUGACCGAGACAUACGGGGAUAA
Messenger RNA from Aspergillus tanneri, 1608 nucleotides. It is a transcript of the gene gmdB, whose product is annotated as general amidase GmdB. The transcript has 5 exons. The record is from RefSeq and is a predicted model, not a curated record. The coding region runs from base 1 to 1608 and encodes 535 amino acids. Lineage: Eukaryota; Fungi; Ascomycota; Eurotiomycetes; Eurotiales; Aspergillaceae.